AUGCUUGAAAGCAGACUCGCUGCGCAGUCCCAGGAUCUGGGCACAAGUGAGACCGGCAUCAGCUCUGGCGACGUCUUGCCAUCGCCACUGGCUCCGAUACCGAGCUCGAUACCCGGGGGGAACGUAGAUUCCGUCCAGGACAUGUUUUCAAUCAUGGAGCCCGCAGUCUCCGAGUCUGAAAUGGCUUUGACGAGUCCUCUUUUGGACCUCGGGACUCUGCACAAUCUAAACCUGAUACCUGAGCCGCCGCCCACGCCGCCCACAACGUGUCUGACAGUCAGCAGUGUUCCUGUUUGUGACUUCACACAAGCAGAGCUCGACCAGCUCUACUUUGAUCGUGUUCAUCCUUCGACACCAAUCCUGCAUCAAAGACGUUAUCACGGCUGGUCCAAGCAGCACACAAAGUCGACAGCAAAGCUGGCCUUGCAAUACGCCAUGUGGACAUUGUCAUCCCUGUUAUCUGGUCAAUUUCAGCACCUGCAGGAAGUCUUCUACCAGGAAGCCAGACAGAUGCUCGAGUCAUCGAACCCGUCCAACGGGACCCAAGCUACUGCUCUGGAAAUCGAGCUGGCGCAGGCCUGGGUACUGAUUGCUACCUACGAGUCAAUGAGGACGUACAAUCAACACGCCUGGAUGAGCGCCGGACACGCCUUCCGCCUGGUGCAACUGAUGAGGCUGCAUGAAGUCGACAGCCCGACAAACCCAUCUUCCGGUGCCGACAACGAUCCCGCGGCGACAGAAGAGAAGCGACGAGUGUUUUGGAUGGCGUACUUUGUCGAUCACCUGCUCAGCAUGAAGAAUAACUCGCCGACUCGACUGAGCGAGCACGUGAUCUGCACGCGCUUGCCCGCCCAAGAAUGCGAUUUUCAAAAUGGCCAGAGCAGCGUAAUGGAUUUCUUAUCAGACGCCAUAGUAGACCAACAUCCAACGACGCGCUCCCCUUUCAACGAGUGCAUCAUCUUGGCAACCAUGUGCGGACGAACGCUGUCCCAUAACCAGCAAUACAACAUACGCUGCUUGCACGGUGACAGCGAGACAGAAUGGUCAGACUGGGACCCUUGGUUUGACAAUGUCCUGCUGGCAAGGCUCCAGCUUUUGUCCAAGCGUUAUCCUUCCCCCACGAACGGGUACGACCCCAUGCUUCUUUUCGCGCACGCCAUCGCGCAGGUGUCGGUCAUAUACCUCUGCAAGGAAGUCAAAUCUAUGGUCUGGCCAAACGGGAAAGCAAGAUGCCUUCAACCAGAGUAUCAGCAACGAGCGUUGAAUGCCGCCGAGCACAUGGUCAACCUUGCGUAUGCGCUCGUGGACUUUGGCGUCUUCAAGGUCCAUCCCCUCAUGUCAAUUCCAAUACUUCUCUGCGUCGAGUUUUUGUUUGCCAACCGACGGCUAUCUCGGGCUGCUGCGCUGUUGCGUCAGCUCCUUGACGCACUGGGUCAGCUGAAGAGUGUCACGAAUCCAAAGCAGAAUUACAUUAUGCUUCUGGAUCUGACUCACAUUCUGCCGCUGAUGAACGCAAUCGACAAUGGGACGGCGGCUGCCGCACUGAGCCAAUAG
Messenger RNA from Metarhizium album ARSEF 1941, 1554 nucleotides. RefSeq names its product citrinin biosynthesis transcriptional activator CtnR. Gene Ontology annotation, cellular component: nucleus. Lineage: Eukaryota; Fungi; Ascomycota; Sordariomycetes; Hypocreales; Clavicipitaceae. Gene Ontology annotation, molecular function: zinc ion binding; DNA binding. Gene Ontology annotation, biological process: DNA-templated transcription. Bases 1 to 1554 code for a protein of 517 amino acids. The transcript has 4 exons. The record is from RefSeq and is a predicted model, not a curated record.